This is a messenger RNA of Cydia pomonella (codling moth), 1980 nucleotides long. It is a transcript of the gene ClpX, whose product is annotated as ATP-dependent Clp protease ATP-binding subunit clpX-like, mitochondrial. The transcript is spliced from 14 exons. Gene Ontology annotation, biological process: proteolysis; protein folding; protein catabolic process. The coding region runs from base 253 to 1971 and encodes 572 amino acids. Gene Ontology annotation, molecular function: protein dimerization activity; ATP-dependent protein folding chaperone; ATP binding. Gene Ontology annotation, cellular component: mitochondrial matrix. The record is from RefSeq and is a predicted model, not a curated record. Lineage: Eukaryota; Metazoa; Arthropoda; Insecta; Lepidoptera; Tortricidae.
UAGGAAAGUGCAGUUUUCGUACUUACACCGAAUAGUUGUAUCUUUUACGAACAGUGUCGGUGUUGACUAAUAAAAAGUGUUGCGUCAUGACAGAAUCGUGAUUCUCUCACUGACAACCAAAAUACAAUAAAAAUUGCGAAUAGCGAAUUACGGCGAGUAUAGUAAGCAUUUCUUUGGUUCGCGUUUCAUUCGAUCGUCGCCUAAGUGUUGGGAGCUGAUGUUUAUUGUGAACCGCGUCAAAACAUACGAGCAAUGAGUAGUGUGAGGUUGAGUCUAGUGUCUGUGGGGAGAUUGGCCGUCGGGAGAAAUUGCAAGUUGACAUCAGCCGUCCAAACAUGCCGUUCCCUACGGCGUUCGAGCGCGAGAUGUCUCAGCACAAGCAACACGCUUUGCAAGAGCACAGAGCAGCCCCCCGGUCCGCACCCGCCAAAGGAGGCUGUCAGUUCUGACGGCACCUCAGGCGGCAAAAAAGGCGGCUCCGGCGUCCUUACCUGCCCAAAAUGCGGCGACCCGUGCACCCACGUCGAGACCUUCGUCAGUUCCACACGCUUCGUCAAAUGCGACAAGUGUCACCACUUCUUCGUCGUGCUGAGCGAAGUGGACACGAAGAAGAGCAUCAAAGAUAAUGCUGAGAAUAAGUCCGGGUUCUACAGAAAACCGCCACCGCCUCCAAAAAAGAUCUUCGAAUACCUUAACAAACAUGUCGUCGGCCAAGAAUACGCAAAGAAAGUGCUCUCCGUCGCCGUAUACAACCACUACAAACGCAUAUACAACAACGUCACCAGCGGCACUCCUAGCGACGCACAUCAUCCCUUACACCACACGCACAGAGAUCUCCUGCAUCUAAGUCACGGCAACCAGACCGGCGGAGCUGAUGUCCUGGAGAGACAACACCAUGAACUGAGACUAGACAAGAGCAACGUACUCCUUUUGGGGCCUACUGGCUGCGGCAAAACUCUCCUCGCCCAAACGAUAGCGCAAUGCCUCGACGUACCGUUCGCGAUAUGCGAUUGCACCACCCUCACGCAGGCCGGUUACGUCGGAGAAGAUAUCGAGAGCGUCAUCGCCAAAUUACUCCAAGACGCCAAUUUCAAUGUGGAGCGAGCGCAAACCGGCAUCGUGUUCCUGGACGAGGUGGACAAGAUCGGCGCCGUGCCCGGCAUACACCAACUCAGGGACGUCGGGGGCGAAGGCGUCCAGCAGGGCAUGCUCAAAAUGCUGGAAGGUGCUGUAGUGUCCGUCCCCGAGAGGAACUCGCGCAAGCUGAGGGGAGACGCGGUGCAGGUGGACACCACCAACAUCCUGUUCGUGGCCAGCGGCGCCUACAACGGGCUCGACAGGCUGGUCCAGCGGCGGAACAACGAGAAGUACCUCGGCUUCGGCGCCUGGGACGCCAGGUCGGGCCGCCGCGCCGCGCUGCAGGCAGCGGCUGCUGACGCGUCUCCGCUGGAUUCAGCAGCUUUGGAAAACGAGGAACGCGACGGCUGGCUGCGCAAGGUGCAGGCUCGGGACCUCAUCGACUUCGGCAUGAUCCCGGAGUUCGUAGGCAGGUUCCCGGUGCUGGUGCCGUUCCACUCCCUCAACCAAGAUCUGCUCGUCAGGAUACUCACCGAGCCUAAGAAUGCUAUGGUGAACCAAUACAAGCUGCUGUUCGCGAUGGACAAGUGCGAGCUGACGUUCAGCGAGGACGCGCUGCGCGCCGUGGCCGCGCUGGCCAUGGAGCGCAAGACCGGCGCGCGCGGCCUGCGCGCCAUCAUGGAAUCGCUCCUCCUUGAAGUGAUGUUCGAGAUCCCGGGGUCGGACAUCGGCGCCGUGCACAUCGCCGAGGGCUGCGUGCUGCGCGCCGAGCCGCCGCUGCGGUCCCGGAGGCAGCCCGCGCGCGCGCAGCGGGACGCCUGGCCCGAGGUGAACGAAUACACCGCCGAACCGAACAAUACUAAUUGCUUUUGGUCCUCACAAAAUGGAUUUUAACGACCAUCG